This is a messenger RNA of Drosophila kikkawai, 2363 nucleotides long. Its product is annotated as homeobox protein E60. Gene Ontology annotation, molecular function: DNA-binding transcription factor activity, RNA polymerase II-specific; RNA polymerase II cis-regulatory region sequence-specific DNA binding. Lineage: Eukaryota; Metazoa; Arthropoda; Insecta; Diptera; Drosophilidae. The record is from RefSeq and is a predicted model, not a curated record. Gene Ontology annotation, biological process: neuron differentiation; multicellular organism development; regulation of transcription by RNA polymerase II. Gene Ontology annotation, cellular component: nucleus.
UUGGUCGGCACAUCGUAACAGCGCAACAGCGUAACAGUAACGGCGCGUUACAGUAACGGGCGUUUGUGUAUCGUGUUUAUCGAUAAAAUCGAAACAUUUCCUGUCAAUCGGUUUUGCUUAUCGGUCAUUGAAAGCGAAAUUAAAGUGUUUAUUUGCGUUUUUUGGGUAGUUUUUCGAUGCCUGCGUGCCAAUCGAAAAUGCCGUCGGAACUUUCGAGCUGAAAAUUCUCGUGCUUGUGAAAACUGAUGUCCACCUUGGCCAGCAACCGACCGCUGCCGCUCAAGCUGACCAUUCCGUCUCUGCUGGAUCAGGAUCAGGACGAGGAGGAGUCGGAGGAGGAACGAAGGAGGAGCGGCAGCAGCAGCAGCCGAAGAAGGAGCAGCACGGAAGUGGCCGCCAUGCAUCCGGACUGCCUGCCCUUGCCGUUGGCGCAGCAUGGAGGCGGAAACUCCCCGCAAGUGCGGGAAGAGGACUGUGAACCGGCCGAGGAGUGCGAGGAGCAGUUGAAUAUCGAAGAUGAGGAGGAGGAGGCGGAUCAGGAGGAUCAAGAUCUCGACCUGGAGGACCCAGCCAGCUGCUGCAGCGAGACCAGCGUGCUGAGCGUUGGCCAGGAACAGUCCCAGGCCGCCGCCCAGGCCCAAGCCCAAGCCCAGGCUCAGGUUCAGGCCCAGGCCAGGCAGCGGCUCCUCAUUAGCCAGAUCUACAGACCGUCGGCGUUUAGCAGUGCCACCACGGUCAUAACGCCGCCGGCGGAUGCCCUGCAACUCUCCUCGCUGCCCGAUGACCUUCUGCCCUCCGCCACCACAGUCGGCGGUGGUUCCUCCUUCCAGGAGGAGUUCCUGCGCAAAUCCCAGCUGUACGCCGAGGAGCUAAUGAAGCAGCAGAUGCAUCUUAUGGCCGCCGCCCGGGUUAAUGCUCUCACAGCGGCAGCGGCGGGAAAACAGCUGCAAAUGGCCGCCAUGGCCGCAGCAGCUGCAGCAGUAACGGCACCCUCCGGUCAGGAUGCACUGGCUCAGCUGACUGCUACCGCUUUAGGACUAGGACAGGCGCCGCAUCAACAGUUGCUUCUGCAGCGGGAUCAGGUGCAUCACCAUCAUCAUCAUCAUCACCUCCAGAAUCAUCACAAUAACAACGAGAAUCUGCACGAGAGAGCCCUGAAAUUCAGCAUAGACAACAUCCUGAAGGCGGACUUUGGCUCUAGGUUGCCCAAAAUCGUGGGAUUGGGUGGGAAUAGUGCAUCCGGAAAUGCCACGGGAAGUACGAAGAAUACCAGUGGAACCAAUGGCAGCAGAAGUCCCUUGAAAGUGCCCAAAAAAGGUGCCGGAAAGCCCUUGAACCUGGCUCAAAGCAACGCCGUUAAUCCCAGUCUGAGCUUCUCCAGCUCCCUGGCCAAUAUCUGCAGCAAUAGCAAUGAUUCCAACAGCACCGCCACCAGCAGCAGCACCAACAACACCUCUGUGGCGCCUGUGGAUCUGGUCAAGUCGCCACCUCCAGCGGGAGGAGGAGGAGGAGGAACAGGAAGUGGAGGGACUACCUCUGGCGGUGGGAGUAAAUCCAGCGAGGAUUCGGGAACGCCCAUUGUUUGGCCAGCGUGGGUCUAUUGCACCCGGUAUAGUGAUCGCCCCAGCUCAGGUCGAAGUCCGCGAACGCGAAAGCCCAAAAAGCCAGCCACGUCCAGUGCAGCGGCGGGUGGCGGCGGCGGUGGAGGUGGUGGCGUGGGCGGCGACAAGGGUGAGGCCACGGACGGUGGCACACCGGAGGAUAAGCGGCCGCGAACGGCCUUCAGUGGCACGCAGCUGGCGAGACUGAAGCACGAGUUCAACGAGAAUCGCUAUCUCACUGAGAAGCGGCGCCAGCAGCUGAGCGGGGAACUGGGCCUGAACGAGGCCCAGAUCAAGAUCUGGUUCCAGAACAAGCGGGCCAAGCUGAAAAAGUCGAGCGGAACGAAGAAUCCGCUGGCGCUGCAGCUGAUGGCCCAGGGAUUGUACAACCAUUCGACGGUGCCGCUGACCCGCGAGGAGGAGGAGAUGCAGGAGCUCCAAGAGGCGGCCACAGCGGCGGCAGCCUCGAAGGAGACCUGCUAAAGGGAAGGCUAUAGAGAUCGAGCAAUAUCUACGAUUUAGUAUUUAUAUGGAAGGCAUAGCGUGUAAGGCCUAGGUCUUAAAACUAACUAAACGAUUAAGUUGUACCAUAUUCUAGUCCAGCGCACACGCAACACGGCAUCGAGUAGAAGAAACCAAGCAAAUCUUCAAGAAGAAAUCUUCAGAAGAAUACAAAAGAGACCCGAUUGCGUGUGUGUUCGUUUUUGUAUAAAUAGAUUCAUAAAUUCACAACUAAAUAAUUUAAUAAACAUUUAAAUUAUA